AUGCCAGCAGAGAUUGCCGUGUCCCCUACUGAUACAAGUAGUCUACUAGUCAUUAAAUUUGAUACCAAAUCUGUAUACUAUGAGAAUUACAAAAAGCUUCUAUUAGACUUAAAAUGCGAAAAAACAUUUGUUGGUGUUUUAACUGAAGAAGAAGCGGACACAUCCUUAACAGACUUGACACGGACUGAUACAGAAUUAUUCGAUAAAGCAAAGAAUGUCGUUUCGAGAACUAAAGAAGUAGCACAUGCUUUUUCUGAUCCUGUUCUUUCUAGCCAACUACAUGCUCCACCUCCUCAUCCUACGUCGAUUCGCAAUGUUUACUUUGGUAAUUACAGAGUGAAGCCAUGGUAUACUUCUCCAUAUCCUGAAGAAUAUAGCUGCUCGAGGAAUCUUUAUCUAUGUGAGUCUUGUCUCAAAUACAUGAAUAGCGACUACGUUCUUCAGCGGCACAGAAUGAAAUGCGCUUGGAGGCAUCCACCUGGUGACGAAAUUUAUAGAGAUCAGAGCAUUUCAGUCUUUGAAGUGGAUGGGCAGCGACAGCCUAUUUACUGUCAGAACUUGUGUCUACUGGCAAAAAUGUUUCUACAAUCUAAAAUACUUUGUUACGAUGUUGAACCCUUUCUCUUUUACAUAAUGACUGAAUACGACGGGACCUGCUGUAAAAUUUUAGGAUAUUUCAGUAAGGAAAAGAGAUCAGCUUCAAAUUACAAUGUGUCUUGCAUCUUGACUUUACCAAUAUAUCAGCGAAGGGGUUAUGGUGCUUUUCUGAUAGAAUUCAGUUACUUAUUAAGUAAGGCUGAGGGAAAAUAUGGGUCUCCCGAGAAACCACUGUCUGAUUUGGGCUUACUUUCCUACCGUAGUUAUUGGAAAAAGCGCGUUGCUGAGACUUUAUUAGGUAUGAGUUCUACGAUGAGCAUUGAAAAUAUAGCUCAAGCAACUUCUAUGGUUUGCGAUGAUGUAAUUUCAGCUUUGGAAUCAUUAUCUGUUUUAAAAUACGAUAUGAAAAAGAAAAUUUAUGUCCUUCACGUUGACAAGAUGAAGUUAUACAAUGUGUGUAAAAAGUGGGAUGAAAAACAUCCUCAAAGAGUGAAUCCAACUUGCUUACGUUGGACUCCCUAUAUUGGUGAAGCUAAAAUAUCAGAUCUACUUUUACAAGAGAAUCUUUUACUUCCUUUAAGCAAUUUAAAACACAUUAAUGAAGGGCUCUGCUCGAAUUACUAA
Messenger RNA from Schizosaccharomyces octosporus yFS286, 1221 nucleotides. RefSeq names its product histone acetyltransferase Mst2. The record is from RefSeq and is a predicted model, not a curated record. The transcript has a single exon. Gene Ontology annotation, molecular function: histone acetyltransferase activity. Gene Ontology annotation, biological process: regulation of DNA-templated transcription. NCBI's taxonomy places the organism in Eukaryota, Fungi, Ascomycota, Schizosaccharomycetes, Schizosaccharomycetales, Schizosaccharomycetaceae. Bases 1 to 1221 code for a protein of 406 amino acids.